AUCCGCCAUAAUAAAAAAAGAAGAAGAAGAAGAGCGUUUAAAAAAAAUCGUUAUUUUUUCUUUGAAAGAAUGAAUUUAUAAGGAAGUAAAGGGUUUUUUGAUUUAUUCGUUUUCAAAAAGAGGGUUAAAUCUUUACAGCAUUUACAAGCAGGUCUGGUAAAGUAAGGAGCCGCUAAGCAGGGUCUGCGAAUGUGAUUUGGAUGAAAGUUGGCGUAUCUGGGAAUGAAUAGAAAACGCGCUCUGAUUUCCGACACUUUCAAAGUGAAGAAAAGGAGAAAUGGAACAGAAAAGUUCGGGGCUGUUAAUGAAGGAAAUGGACCAGCUGACGUGAAGUCUACGCUGCAGUACCUCAUGACAUUGUUUCCUAGGAAGCUCUUUAACGAUACCCUUCCUCCUAUUGUACUGAAGCACCAGCUUUACAGCAUCCACAAUGACAAGACCCUGGUGGAUAAAGAAGUGAAUAAACUCCAGGAGAGUGGGGAGCUGCUGAUCUUCCAGCUUGGGUUUGACACCGAAGCGUUUGGGCUGGUUUUUGCGUCAGACUACAAGGCCAAAGUGCUGGCUGGCCAAGAGGGGGAAGUAACGCAGACAACCGUUGAGAAGUUCUUGGAGAAAGUGGUUUCCUCCUGCACGGAUCUGAGCUUCAGCAAAGACAAGAUGAUGAGAGAGUUUCUUUUCACAGAUUCUGAGAUAACGCAACUGAUGAAGUCGGGAGUCCUGACUGUGAGGGAUGCUGGCAGCUGGUGGCUUGCUAUUCCCAACUCUGGCAAAUUCACAAAGUAUUUCAUUAAAGGCCGUAAAGCGGUGCUUGGAAUGGUGAAGAAGUCCAAAUAUAAUGAAAUGUUACAAGCCGACUUAGAGGAGCGACGCACCACCUCACAAGUGAAAUUUCCUAUCAAGUACCAUGUCCAUGACAUUGUUGGGGCAGAGUUAGUAGAAAGCAUACCUACAACUUCGGGGACUUUGUUGCGAUUUGCAGAUUCAUGAGGUUUUGACCAAGCAGAUGGAGAGCUGCUGAAGAUUAAAAAUGUGAAAAACAUCUGAAGACUUUUUCCAAGAUGUAAAAUUUGAGCCAUAUGUAUUACAAACCCUUUGUAGAUUAAUGGAUUGUACAUUUUGUUCACAUCACAUUGUUACACGCUGGGUUAUCUUAUAAUUAAAAUUACUUUUGAGACGUUA
Molecule: messenger RNA, 1179 nt
Organism: Cyprinodon tularosa
Lineage: Eukaryota; Metazoa; Chordata; Actinopteri; Cyprinodontiformes; Cyprinodontidae
Product: serine/threonine-protein kinase 19-like
Exons: 7
Coding region: 223-987 (254 amino acids)
Biological process (GO): positive regulation of Ras protein signal transduction; protein phosphorylation
Molecular function (GO): protein serine/threonine kinase activity
Source: RefSeq, a predicted model, not a curated record